Messenger RNA from Dothidotthia symphoricarpi CBS 119687, 1009 nucleotides. RefSeq names its product NAD(P)-binding protein. The transcript is spliced from 3 exons. The record is from RefSeq and is a predicted model, not a curated record. Bases 225 to 878 code for a protein of 217 amino acids. Gene Ontology annotation, molecular function: oxidoreductase activity. NCBI's taxonomy places the organism in Eukaryota, Fungi, Ascomycota, Dothideomycetes, Pleosporales, Dothidotthiaceae.
AAAUGACUAGUUUUACAAUUUCCGACAGCAACCUUGAAGGCAUCAAGGACCAAGUCGUCCUCAUUACCGGUGCCUCAUCUGGAAUUGGUCUGGCAACUCUCCGACGUGUCCUCAGACAUGGCGGCAGAGUGUAUGCCGGUGAUCUCAACCCAUUGCCAGAACCAGAGGCAUCGUCAGUUCCCUAUAUGAAAGUCGACGUAACGUCCUGGAAAGAUCAGGUUGAAAUGUUCAAGGCGGCCCAAGAAAUGUACGGGAAAAUUGACCAUGUGUUCGCCAAUGCGGGAAUCCAGCCAACAAUCUCGCUACUCGAAGACGAUACCGACGAAAACGGAGAUUUGAUGCCACCAAAACUGAAUACGAUCAAUGUCAACUUGCUAGGAUGCAUGUAUACAGUUAAAUUGGGCAUUCACUACCUGAAAAAGAACCCGAAAGGUGGCAGUGUCGUAUUGACAGCCUCGGGAAGUAGCUUUACGCGGUUCCCCGCCACAGACUAUACAACGGCCAAACACGCAGUGCUCGGCCUCUUGCGUGCAUUGCACCCGCUUCUUUCCCCUCAUCUCCCGAUCCGGAUUAAUGCCAUCGCGCCUUCAUGGACCGACACCGGUAUCGUUCCACGCGAGGUCAUUGCUGCGUUAGGAGAAGGCAACUAUCAGUCGCCUGAUGUGGUUGCUCGUUCGGUUGUCGUGCUCAUGGCUGAUUCCCGGCGUUAUGGCGAGUUGAUCUAUAGUGAUGUGGGAAAGUUCAUGGAUCUGGAGAAUGGCGAGAAGGGAUAUCAUGCGUUUACAAAGAAGAUGCUGGGAAUUGCAGAGGAAGAGGAACUGAAGGAAACGAGCGUGCUUGGAAGGUUGAUCGACGUGAAGGGUGAGAUGUCAAAUUAGAUGCUGGGGAUGGAACAGUUGCCGGCCAUUACAAUAACAAUUUGCGCGUGCCCUACUGCUUCAGCUCUGUACCAGACAACGUAAGACGUUUGCUACAUCGUGAAGGUACAUUGAAUCCAUUGUCGAAAUCG